Xenopus tropicalis (tropical clawed frog) is the source of this 4049-nucleotide messenger RNA. It is a transcript of the gene naaladl1, whose product is annotated as N-acetylated alpha-linked acidic dipeptidase-like 1. Lineage: Eukaryota; Metazoa; Chordata; Amphibia; Anura; Pipidae. The transcript has 19 exons. The record is from RefSeq and is a predicted model, not a curated record. Gene Ontology annotation, cellular component: apical plasma membrane.
AUCUGUUAAUGGAUCAUGACUCAAGGUCAUCUCUUGGGUUUAAAACUGGCAUUUAGUGGUUGGAGUAAGACAUCCUAGCUACAGAGGUCGGAAGGAUGAGCUGGUGGAAGAUAUUAUUGGGUGUCCUUGGCGGAGCAGUUAUACUGGCCGCUGGGCUACUUAUUGGUCACUUUGGGAUAACCAAGACUAAGAUGAUCAAUCCGGAGUGGGCGGAGGAGCUUGCUCAAGAUGUCGAUGAAGCUUUUAUUCAGGAGUUCAUGAAGGAAGUGGAUAAUAAGAGAAUUGAAGAGACUCUGAAGGAACUCAGUAAGAAGCCGCACAUGGCCACAACUAGUGGAGACGAGAGAUUAGUGAACCUGAUUCUUGGCCUUUGGAAAGACAAAGAAUUUGGCCUGGAUGAUGCAAAGGAGGAACGAUAUGAUGUCUAUCUCUCCUUCCCAGAUAAGGCCAGGCCAAACAAUGUUAAAGUGUUAACAGCCAAUGGUGACAACCCAUUUACUGCUCGCCUGCAAGAAGAGGGUCUGACGCUCGAUCAAAAUGAUCCUGAUGUAGUUCAGCCGUAUGCUGCUUAUGCUCCAAGUGGUAACCCUCAGGGGAGGCUGGUUUAUGCCAAUCAAGGCAAACUGAGUGAUUUCCAGUAUCUGGCUGAUAAUUCAAUAACACUGAAUGGCACCAUUGCAAUUGUGCGUUAUGGAGGAGCUGGCAGGUCUGCUAAGGCAAUUAAUGCUGCCAGGUUUGGGGUUGUUGGUAUUAUUGUGUAUACAGACCCCAAAGACAUCAAUGAUGGGCAAGCUCAGCAAAGCCAAACAUACCCCAACUCUUGGUACAUGCCCCAAUCAGGGGUUGAACGAGGUGCUUACAGUGAAGACUUUGGAGACCCACUGACUCCAUAUUACCCGGCUAAAGAGUACACUUAUCGCAUCAAGAAGUCUGAAAUAAGAGGUAUUCCGCCAAUCCCUGCACAGCCAAUAGGAUUUGAGGACGCCAAGACUUUAAUUUGUCAGUUGGCAGGUCCAGUGGCUCCUGCAUCCUGGAUUGGCUCCCUUGACUGUCCCUACAGGUUAGGACCUGGCUUUAUACCCGGUGCCUUUAGCAACAGUGAUGUUCAGGUGAAUGUGUAUAACUCUGAAGAAAUUAAGUCUUCAGCGAAUGUGAUGGGAAUUAUCAGAGGGAGCGUAGAACCAGACAGAUAUGUCAUGUACGGUAAUCACAGGGACAGCUGGGUGCAUGGAGCCAUAGAUCCCAGUAGUGGAACUGCCGUGAUGUUGGAAAUGACCAGAAUUCUUGGCACCAAAGUCAAACAAGGUAAAUGGCGUCCACGGAGAUCGAUCAUUUUUGGAAGCUGGGGAGCUGAAGAAUUUGGUCUCAUUGGCUCAACAGAAUUUGCAGAGGACUAUUACAGCAAGCUAAGAGACAGAACUGCAGCCUAUAUCAAUGUGGAUAUUUCUGUCUUUGCCAAUGCCACAUUGAGGGCCCAGGGGACACCUCCUGUUCAAGAUGUCAUUUUCACAGCAGCAAAACAGGUGCAGACACCAUCCAGUUCCCCUCUCAGCGUCUAUGACAACUGGAUUCGUCAUGCAAAUCGGUUCAGUACUCUGUACCAGAAAACUGUACCUCAGCUGGGAACCCUGGGAGCUGGCAGUGAUUACGCCCCUUUCCUGAACUACCUGGGCAUCACCUGCAUGGAUAUUUCUUACACAUAUGACAGGAACAAAACAUCAGCAAGAAUAUAUCCUGCUUAUCACACAGCAUUUGAUUGCCAGGCCUGAAAAUAUGUGUAAGUGUCUGGCUGUAUACCAUAUAAUGCAGACUUAGGGUUUACAAGUCAUCAGAUGGUCACCCGAACAGCUGGAAACAUAUUACUACGCCUCUCCGACAGCCUUAUCCUGCCACUUGGUCCACUGGAUUACUGGGAAACACUAGAUUCCUAUUACAAUACUGCAGAAAGUAACUUUGGAAACACCCUCUCUUCGAAAGAUAUCUCUUUAGCACCAUUAAAGGCAGCCAUAGAACGAUACAAAAAGGCUUCUGAGGCUUUACAUAAGACAAUUAAUGAACUGAAACAUGAUAAUGAAAGGCCACUGAGAGUGAGAAUGAUCAAUGACCAAAUAAUGCUUCUAGAACGCGCCUUUAUUAAUCAUUAUGCCUUUCCAGAAAAACGAUAUUACAGUCAUGUAUUAUGGGCCUCUCGGAGUUCCAGUGUGGUCACAUUUCCUGGCCUUGCAGACGCCUAUGAAAAGGCAUCGGCCUCCAACCUGAAUGAAGACUGGGAUCUUGUGCACCACCACCUUACCAUCGCUGUCUAUGCAGUGACAAAUGCCGCAUCGACCCUUGAGACAGCUGCCUCCAUUUAAAUAUAGCCAUGCCAGAGAAAUUAUGUAUAUAUUACCUUGACCUGUAGUACCUUAUGGCUCCAUGAAUUUCAUUUUGUAAAUUAUUGUUAUGAAGCACUUACUGUGUAUAGUUUGUGACUGUGCAGUGAGUGCUGAGCAUCACAUCAGCCAACAAGUCACAGCCAUACAUUCAGUUUGUUAACUAUUAGUAAAAAGAGGUUACCUUCCACCGGGUGCUCUGUGGCAGAAUUACAAAGGGAAAUUCCUACCAGGCCUGGACUGGCAAUUUGUGAAUUCUAGCUGAGGGGUGACGGUAAGAUGCCAUAGAUAGUCACUAUCUGUUGGGUUGCUGAAGUACUAUUUGGGUCUCCGUGUACUUGAAAUGCCAGGGCCUAUUUAGAAUCCCAGUCUGGACCUGAUCCCUACCACUAACAGAGAUAGACGGUACAUCACGCACACAGCGCUUAAGGUGGCUACUCCCAAGAAAUAAGAUAUAAUAGGCUCAUCAAAUAGUUCCAAAAAGUUCUGUUUAUUCUUAUGCAAUGGAGCACAGUCCACUACAGGGGAACUUUUUGUGUCUUUACAAACUAUUGGGAGAGACAAUUUGAUACAUUAUGCUACUGCCUAACCUGUAAAGAAAAAUAAAAGGACUGGUUGGAAGUGGCUGCCUUUUGUAAGUAAACAAAAAACAGCAGUACAACAUCUUGUUUAACUUGAGUGCAUUGAAUAGGGGUUGGUCCAAACAUACAUUUUGCCUAUUGUCUUUAUAAUGAAAAAUCUAAGGUUUUUCUUAUUUAUUGAGAUAAACAGGGUAAAUAGGGAAACUCAAGUUACUCCAUGUUUGGUCCUUGCAAGGUUCUGAUUUGCACCUGAAAGAAUGUGUUAUAGGUAGGCUACAAACUCUUAUUGCCAAUAGUUGCAUUAAAUUGUGGAUAUGGGGAUGGACAGAUCUUCAUAAGCACCACCAGUUCAGACCAAUAAACUAAACAGGGCAAACAGGGAAAUUCUAGCUACUCCAUGAUUGGUCCUUGCCUGGCCUGUUUAGGUUUAAACAAAACUGUGUUAUACAAGACUGGCCCUGCCUAUACAGCUCAAAGUGUCCUUCAAGUGGAGUACGUGUCUUGUAGAGAUUAUAACUUUUUGGGUACAUUAUUUGCAUCUUUUUAUGAAUGUUUACUACUAAGUUAAGUUUUAAUUUUAUUCCCUUGUCUAAAGAUGUUUGGGAAGGUGCAUGUUUUUCUAUGGGACUCUUUUUGUGACCACAUCUCUUUUUGUGGUUGGAGGGACUACCUAUUUGUUGAAUCCAACCCCUAUUUAAACACCAACUUAAGUUCCUAUAUAAUAUAUAAAAAAUUAUGAGUGUGGAAUACUCUUCUUUAUAAACUGUAAAACCAUAUUUUAAUGGUUUAAUGCUUGUUGAUCAUGUAUAAUUAGACCAAAAGAAUAUUUACUAAUGUUAAUUGUAUUAAUUCAAUAAAUAUAUCACAUAUUUGUUAUUUCCUUUUCUUGCCCUACCUUAGUUAUCAUUUAUAAUAUAUUAUCAGCAAUAGGAACCCAGUUUAUAAAACCUCAUCUCUAACAAUCAAAAUGGGCCCUCUAUACACUUAAUAUUAGGUAAAUAAAUGACAAUGUUAUUCUGUGCAACAAUGUUAUCAUACUAAUGGUACUGUAUAACGUAUAAGCAUGAUAUUAAACGUGUGCUGCUGUCAUAUUGUA